Daldinia childiae is the source of this 1293-nucleotide messenger RNA. RefSeq names its product 2,6-dihydropseudooxynicotine hydrolase. The transcript has 2 exons. Lineage: Eukaryota; Fungi; Ascomycota; Sordariomycetes; Xylariales; Hypoxylaceae. The record is from RefSeq and is a predicted model, not a curated record. Bases 1 to 1293 code for a protein of 430 amino acids.
AUGAAAUCCGGACUUCCGCACGUGGGAAAGAAUGUUCAAGUGUCUCAACUAUUCAAACGGAGUAACGACUCCGAUCCUGGUUCUAUGCUUCAGCUGAGUUCUGAUGAGGACUUCCACUUCGAGAUUCUUCGGGCUUUAGCUUUGGCACCUUACCAGGGUUCGGAUGUGGGCGAAGUCUUAGUUGCUGCAAAUCACAUCAUCGCGGGAGAUUUUGAAAGCUACUACAAUGCCUUCCAUAGCCUUGCCGAUCGGGUUCAGAACCAAGCGAGCGCCAUUGACUCUAGUCGGUACCCCAUUUCUGCGAGGAACGCAUUUUUCCGUGAAGCGACCUACUACCGCUCAGCCGACUUCUUCCUCCAUGGCAAUUGGAACGACUCCCGGAUCAACAUGCUCUGGACCAAACAGCUCGCGGCUUUCGACAAGGCAAUUGCACUACUGCCAGUCCCUGGCGAGCGCAUCACGCUACAAGGCAAGGGUUUCCAGAUUCCGGCUAUCUUCUUCGGCAGCGGCCAGCCAGGCCCCCGUCCGACGAUUCUCAUGUGCAGCGGCUACGACGGCUCGCAGGAGGAAAUGUACCACGUGAUCGGCGAGGCAGCCCUCCAGCGCGGCAUCAACGUGAUCACGUUCGAGGGCCCCGGACAACCUACCGUGCGUCGCCAGCAGAAUAUUGGCUUCAUCCCGGAGUGGGAGGAUGUCGUGUCGCCCAUAGUUGACUACGCGAUUUCGCGCAGCGACAUCGACAGCAAGAAGAUCGGUCUCUUGGGCCUUUCUUUCGGCGGCUACUUAGCCCCCCGUGCCGCAGCCUUCGAGCACCGUCUCGCCGCCGUCAUCGCCUUUGACGGUCUGUACUCCUUUGGGCAGGUUAUCUUCGACGAGUUCGGGCCCGAGAUGGAAGCGCUGUUCCGCGCGGGUAAUUCAAGCGCCUUCGACGCUAAUAUCUUCGCAUUGUUGGCGCAGCCGAAUGGCGUGCCGACGUCCGUGCGCUGGGGCAUCGAGCAGGGCCUCUGGGCAUUCAAGGAGACGAGCCCGUUCGCGUGGGCGACCAAGGUUGAUAAGUACAGGCUAGAUGGGGUUGUACAGAAUAUUACUACGCCCGUGUUUGUCGCCGAGGCGCAGAACGAUAUGUUCUUCAAGGGGCAGGCGAAGCUACUUGCGGACAAGCUGGGAGAUCUCGCUACGUACCAUAUGUUUGAGUCGGUGGAUGGGGCCGGGGAGCAUUGCUCGUUAGGCGCGGCUGUGUUCAGUGGGCAGGUGAUUCUUGAUUGGUUCCAAGAUAUUGUUUCGUCUUCUUGA